GAAAAAAAAGCUUUUCUUAAACCAUUUAUAUAUCAAUGCAGUCCUUAAAACAGUGUUAGAUAAAUAUAAUUUCAAAGCAGGAGUAUUUUACUUGAUAACGUGGGAUAUUUCACAAGAGAGGAUGGUUCCAAUAUAAACAGGGAGGAAGUGUUGCUUAAUUAAUACAUUAUGGACCUUGAUAUCAUAAAUUUUCUAUUUAUCUUCAGCCGGUUACUUCUCAAUUCUCAACAAUAUGAAAAUCUUGCCAGGGGAAAAAUUGUGACGGUCAGUAGUAGAUACAAUGAUGGAUACUUUUCACCAAGUAAAGCUGUGGACGGGGACAAGAGUACAUACCUACUGGACUGUGCACUGACAGCUUCCGGUCAGAAGGAGGCGUGGUUAACAGUGGACUUAGGAGAGAAGAAAAAUAUUGCAUCAAUAUCAAUCUUACAUGGGGGUUUGGGUCACAAUGCCAUCUCAAUAAGAUCUGCUGACUCUGGUCUCUUUCCGGAUUCAAAAAGAAACGGAACAGUGUUUGCUGCCAGUCCAUUAAGAAGGGUUUGUUCAAAUAGCUUUGAUGAAAAUGAUGCACAGGUCGUUUGCUUGGCUUGGGGAUUUUUACCAGAUAAUCCAUCUUAUAACGUAGCUGAAGAUAAUUCAUCGACUGCAUUUUAUGAGAAUGUCUUGAACUGUACAGGCAAUGAAGUUAACAUAAAUACAUGUCCAAAAGGACCAUCUGGCUGUCCAUCAGGAUCUCAUGUAGCUGUAAAAUGUCAAAGUAAGCUUGGUAGAAUUAACCCAG
This is a messenger RNA of Saccostrea cuccullata (small rock oyster), 781 nucleotides long. RefSeq lists its product as uncharacterized. The annotation marks the transcript as partial. NCBI's taxonomy places the organism in Eukaryota, Metazoa, Mollusca, Bivalvia, Ostreida, Ostreidae. The record is from RefSeq and is a predicted model, not a curated record. Gene Ontology annotation, cellular component: membrane. The transcript has 4 exons.